Molecule: messenger RNA, 1332 nt
Organism: Penicillium egyptiacum
Lineage: Eukaryota; Fungi; Ascomycota; Eurotiomycetes; Eurotiales; Aspergillaceae
Source: the annotation of a GenBank genome assembly
AUGUCGCGGAGUCCGUGUUCGGAGAGCCUGUUUGGCUUGUCGGGUCUCCUCUCACCGCAUCCCAAAGUGUAUAUACCUGAUGGAAUUCUCACCCCCCGAUCGCCCGACAAAUACAAUCAGCACUUUGACCGAUAUAUCAACCCGAGGCGAUUCCUCACACCAGCUGAUCUCGACAGCCUUCGAGAAUUGUUCCCAGAGGCGGUCGGUGUCCACGUGCUUAUCGCAGGUUUCCUGAUUAUUCUUUUUGAAGACAAACGACACGUACAUGAUGCGUACAGUGAGGUGUGGCCUCUCGAGCUUGCCGGUCUUCGUGUCUUUUUCCAUCUCACCCACUACAGCUUCACUACAGCACCUUUCGAGUCCGGAAAUGUCCUAAAAGAAACUUCGGAACGAGGAAUCAAUGAUUCCGCCGGAUGCCUCGGACUAAAGCUCAAGUUGCAGAAUGGUUCUACAGCAGUCACAUCUGUGACUCAUAGUUUCGUCCGUAACCCGGUGCCCUGGAGACUUGGAAAUCGGCUGAGAGUUCUUCAAACGUUAGUCGAUAAAGCGAAACGGACAUUGCAACGGUGUCUACCUUUCAAAGCAGGAGAAGAUGAUUGUGCCUUAGCCAUGGCCAAGGAAAUCCCGACCGACAAUAACCCGGUUGGUAAGCAAGUAUCGCUUGCAUCGUCUAACAGAAUGAUCGGAACUAUAACCCACACGUACGAUGCCCCAAGCAACGACAAACGAUACCCUGCCGGUUACAAUCACGACCUGUGUUUGAUUUCAGGUCCUUCGCUUCCUGAUGUGGUCAGUCCUCCUGGCUAUCCGUCGGUAACGGGGUGGGCGAGCUAUUCGGCGGCCUUAGAUGGACAAGAUGUUUAUGUCGCUGCUCAAAACACGAACAGUGGGGGUCUGCGGAAGUUUCAUGGUGUCAUCGACUCGCGCCUGUUCCCCAGGGUAUCCGUGGUUGGGACAGGUUACUCCUGGGACAAAACCCGAAAGUUAUGCAACGCGUUUUUGCUGUGGCAUACAGAUGGUCAGCUCGACCCAGCGGAUGGAACUUCGGGGGCGCCCCUCUGUUUAGGCCGCCCAUCGGAUACGACCGCCCUGGCAGUAGUGUUUCAGAACUUCCAGCAGUCCUGUCUCCUUGCCGAUGUGACUGGGAACACGAAUACCAGAUGCCACACUCUAGUCAAAGCAGGGUUCAUUCUCCCUCCGGAGAUCAGGGAUUCGACAAUUCUCAGCGGCCAAGUACCAAACAGUACCAUCCCAUUCAAUACCCUACCGGCCGGGAACCGAGGAUCAAUAGAACACGAGUAUAAGCGACGUGUUCUUUCGUCGAUCGAGUGA